AUGCGACUUGUCCAGCUCAUUGGUUUGAGGACACACAAAGAAGUCAUUCUUUAUGCAUUUUAUCGUUAUCUUUCUUUCUUUUUCUUUCUUUCUUUCUUUCUUUUUCAUUCUUUCUUUCUUUGUCUCUUUUAUUCUUCCUUUCCUCUCCCUCUUUUCUUUCUUUCUUUCGUAAUCAUUCUUUCUUUCUUUCUUUCUUUCUUUCUUUCUUUCUUUCUUUCUUAUUAUUGCAUUCUUUUUAUUUAUUUCUUUUUGUUUCUUUUUGUUUGUUUGUUUGUUUCUUUCUUUUUCUCUUUCUAUCUUUCUUUAUUUUCCUCUCUUUUUUCUUUUUCUUUUUUUUAUUUCUUCUCCUAUUUUCAAUUAGCAUCGUCAUCCAAAGGAUUGUUUUUACCGCGCUUCGUGUGCAAAGUCUUCCACUUCUUACAGUCAUUUGCUUCUCUUUUUCUUCUACGUCUUUACAAUUCAUAA
This is a messenger RNA of Acanthosepion pharaonis, 465 nucleotides long. The record is from the annotation of a GenBank genome assembly. Lineage: Eukaryota; Metazoa; Mollusca; Cephalopoda; Sepiida; Sepiidae.